Aspergillus ochraceoroseus IBT 24754 is the source of this 1692-nucleotide messenger RNA. RefSeq names its product acetylornithine transaminase. The transcript is spliced from 3 exons. The coding region runs from base 130 to 1560 and encodes 476 amino acids. Gene Ontology annotation, molecular function: pyridoxal phosphate binding; identical protein binding; transaminase activity. Gene Ontology annotation, cellular component: mitochondrial matrix. NCBI's taxonomy places the organism in Eukaryota, Fungi, Ascomycota, Eurotiomycetes, Eurotiales, Aspergillaceae. The record is from RefSeq and is a predicted model, not a curated record. Gene Ontology annotation, biological process: arginine metabolic process.
GGAUUUUGUUCUCUGCUCUUAUACUCUUCCCCGCGCCAGCUUCCUCGACAACUUUCCCCCCUGUCGACUCAAUUGCUCCCUCCACUUUCUGCUACCUCUUUUGAUUGAGUCGAUUCAUUUCUAUUUGGGAUGUCGUUCGUCCGUAUAGCGUCACGCCGGCUGCCGCUGGCCCAAAGGUUGGUGGUCUCUGCAGUUGAGUCACCUCUACAGCGCCGAUAUGCCUCUGCGACAGCUCAACCUGUGCAAGGAAAAAAAGAUGCCUCGCGCCCAACCCCCGAUCCUGCGGCCGAUUCCGUCUCCGUCGCUUUCGUCCAAGACCGAGCGCCUUACCUAGUCCCUACCUACGUUCGACCAAGCCCUAUCAUGGUGAAAGGAAAAGGAAGCUAUCUGUGGGAUAUGGAGAACAGACGAUAUCUUGAUCUUACCGCUGGUAUUGCUGUUAACUCUUUGGGUCACUGUGACCCCGAGAUUACCAAGAUCAUCGCGGAGCAGGCUGAUACACUUCUUCAUGCCUCGAACCUCUACCACAAUGCUUGGGUUGGCGCGCUUAGCAAGGACCUGAUCGCCCUGACCCGCGAGUCUGGUGCUAUGCGUGAUGCUUCCCAGGUCUUCAUUUCCAACUCCGGUGCCGAAGCAAACGAAGCGGCCAUCAAGUUUGCUCGCAAAGUCGGCAAGUCGCAUGACCCCUCCGGAGCAAAGCAUGAAAUUGUCUCCUUCCACAACUCCUUCCACGGCCGCACCAUGGGUGCUCUAUCCGCCACUCCCAACCCCAAAUACCAGGCUCCUUUCGCCCCCAUGCUCCCGGGCUUCAAGUACGGCAAGUACAAUGACGUCGAGCAACUCCAGACCCUGAUUACAGACAAGACCUGCGGUGUGAUUGUGGAGCCUAUCCAGGGAGAAGGUGGAGUCAACGUUGCUACUCCCGAGUUCCUCGUUGCUCUCCGCAAGCGUUGUGACGAAGUGGGCGCUGUCCUGAUCUUUGACGAAAUCCAGUGCGGUCUCUCCCGCGCCGGCACCUUCUGGGCCCAUGCUCACCCUUCUCUUGCUCCCGCAUCUGGGGAAGCUGCACACCCCGAUAUCCUGACCUCCGCCAAAGCCCUUGGUAACGGUAUCCCCGUCGGUGCUACCGUCGUCUCUGGCAAGACUGUGGCCGGACACAUCAAGGCCGGAGACCACGGUACCACCUUUGGUGGAAACCCUCUCGCGUGCCGGGUUGCACACCACAUCAUCCAGCGCCUCGCCGACCCCGAGCUCCAGAAGUCCGUCAAAGCCAAGUCCGACCUCCUGGUAUCCGGCUUCAAGGACCUGGAGAAGAAGUUCCCCGGCGUUAUUUCUGAGGUCCGCGGGCGUGGCCUAAUCCUCGGCCUUCAACUGUCCGCAGAGUUCUCCCCCAAGGUAUCCGACAUCAUCACUGCGGCCCGCGAACGGGGCAUGCUCAUUAUCAGUGCCGGUGAGGGAUGCAUCCGGUUUGUCCCUCCUCUGACCAUCACCGAGGAGCAGCUCAAGACUGCCCUGAAGAUCCUGGAGCAGUCUAUUGAGGCUGUCGCCACCAAGGCAUAACCUGCCUCUUGAAUUCGAUUUCGCUACGGUAUAUGAUGAUGCCGAUUUUACGUUGGUUAUUCUAGAUACGUACGAGAGAUGUUCAUAUACCACUUAAGUUAGCCUUUCUUCUUUUUCUUUUUUUUUUUUUUU